This is a messenger RNA of Microthlaspi erraticum, 357 nucleotides long. The record is from the annotation of a GenBank genome assembly. Lineage: Eukaryota; Viridiplantae; Streptophyta; Magnoliopsida; Brassicales; Brassicaceae.
AUGGGUCAUUCCUCUUCUUGGUCUCCUUUCCUCCCUCAAUCUCACUCUCAGACUUCUCCUCAGAGUAGACAUAUCCUCUGCAUCAGACUCUUCCAUCUCUUUGAUCAUCCUCUCCAAAUCGGCUUGCAUCUUAAGCCUUCUUUCCUUGCAUUGCUUGAUUCACCCUCAACCAUUCUCCUCUGUGAAGCGCCUUCCCUCACUGUUUGUCAUCUCUUGUUACACUGUUUCUUCACUAAAGUACCUGAAAUGCAUCAAAGAUUACAAAGAAUUAGAGUUGUAAUGAUCGGUUUGGUCAACUCGACACUCAGCUCGAUCGAGUCAAAAAACUCGAGUGACAAACUCGAUCGAGCUAGGUGA